This is a messenger RNA of Eutrema salsugineum, 1259 nucleotides long. RefSeq names its product UPF0301 protein Cpha266_0885. NCBI's taxonomy places the organism in Eukaryota, Viridiplantae, Streptophyta, Magnoliopsida, Brassicales, Brassicaceae. The record is from RefSeq and is a predicted model, not a curated record. The transcript has 3 exons. The coding region runs from base 132 to 1124 and encodes 330 amino acids.
AUCAAUCGCAGAUAAUCCUCAGCCUCUCUGGAUUUCAUUUCUCGACUUCCUCUCAUCAUCGCUUCCUUUCGAAUCAAACUAAAACACUUUCCACUUCACUCUUUAAUCGGACUUACCGAGCAAUUUCCUCCAUGGAUCUAUGGACCCUUCAGGUGAAGGACACUGCGAUCCGAAACCCUAUCUUGUCAUCGAUCCCUGAGAAAUCGCUUUCUAGGAAACUCGGUGCCGUGGAGAUUAGGUUUCUCAAGCGUAAAAGUUCUGUAUCUGGGUAUCGUUCUUUGGUUGUUCGAGCUACUUCGAAGAAGAGUAACGACGAUUCUUCUGCUUCUGGUGGAGAUGCUUCUCAAGAAAACAAGCCUUCUAGUGGCAACAAGUCAGGUGAUUCCGCGACUCCAAAGUCGUUUGGUCUAAAUAUGGACUGGAGAGAGUUCAGAGCAAACUUGUUUAUGAAGGAGCAGGAAGAAAAGGCAGAAGCUGAAGGUCACAAACCAGCCACAACACAUCAUGAAUCUGAACCAAGAGGCAUGAAAUGGGCACACCCGAUUCCCUUUCCUGAGACUGGCUGCGUUCUAGUCGCCACGGAGAAGCUAGACGGUUAUAGAACAUUUGCUAGAACCGUAGUGCUUCUUCUUAGAGCAGGAACCAAACACCCACAAGAAGGGCCAUUUGGAGUUGUCAUCAACCGUCCACUUCACAAAAACAUCAAGCACAUGAAACCAACUAAAACCGAGCUCGCUACCACGUUUUCAGAAUGUCCCUUGUACUAUGGUGGGCCUCUUGAAGCAAGCAUGUUCCUGCUGAAGACUGGCGAUAAAACCAAGAUACCCGGUUUUGAAGAAGUCAUGCCUGGCCUUAACUUUGGUGCUCGAAACACAUUGGAUGAAGCUGCAGUACUUGUAAAGAAGGGAAUUAUUAAGCCACAUGACUUCAGAUUCUUUGUUGGUUACGCUGGUUGGCAGCUAGAUCAGCUCAGAGAAGAGAUCGAAUCUGAUUACUGGCAUGUUGCUGCGUGCAGCUCGGAUUUGAUAUGUGGAGAUUCAUCAGAAAACUUAUGGGAGGAGAUUUUGCAGUUAAUGGGCGGCCAAUACUCGGAGCUUAGCCGGAAACCCAAGCUGGAUAUGUAGUUAUCUAAGGCUUUUAUAACUUAUAUAUAUUUUCUCUAUUAAGCCAAAUGUAUAGCUUACUUCGAUGGCUUGUAUUUGAGAAUAAUGCACUUCUAUAGUUUUAUGCUGUUUUUAAUAAGAUUUGCUAUCUGGAAA